Messenger RNA from Oncorhynchus keta (chum salmon), 2990 nucleotides. Its product is annotated as programmed cell death protein 10-like. The record is from RefSeq and is a predicted model, not a curated record. Gene Ontology annotation, biological process: positive regulation of MAP kinase activity; regulation of Golgi organization. The coding region runs from base 286 to 813 and encodes 175 amino acids. NCBI's taxonomy places the organism in Eukaryota, Metazoa, Chordata, Actinopteri, Salmoniformes, Salmonidae. Gene Ontology annotation, molecular function: protein kinase binding. Gene Ontology annotation, cellular component: Golgi apparatus; FAR/SIP/STRIPAK complex. The transcript has 8 exons.
UCAACCCAUUUGGUGGACAGCUGGAAAAAAAAACCUUUGCCCAGACAGUUUGAUCAUACAUAAAACUUCCGUCUUUGAAUGAGAAAAGAAAACACUCGACUGGCUAAUGCUAGUCACGGCAAAUGAGCCUAGUUCGGUCUAAAUAAGCAGCAUACCACGGUGUAAACAGGUCCUGCUUUCUCUUCUCUGAGUGUUGUAAUCAGUGAAUGAGGUGAGCUCUGCCCCGGAAGCAGCCUUCACUCCAUAUACAGACACUCGUACAGAAACGUUGGCCUCUGGACGAGGAUGACAAUGGAAGAGAUGAAGAAUGAAGCAGAGACGACCUCGAUGGUUUCCAUGACACUCUACACUGUGAUGUACCCCGUCUUCCACGAGUUGGAGAGAGUGAACCUGUCGGCAGCACAGACCCUGAGGGCUGCGUUUAUAAAGGCUGAGAAGGAGAACCCAGGGCUGACCCAGGACAUCAUCAUGAAGAUCCUGGAGAAGAAGAAAGUGGAGGUCAACUUCACUGAGUCACUACUGCGAAUGGCUGCAGACGAUGUGGAAGAGUUCAUGAUUGACAGGCCGGAGCAGGAGUUCCAGGACUUGAAUGACAAGGCUCGGGCACUCAAACACAUCCUCAGCAAGAUCCCAGACGAGAUCAACGACAGAGUACGCUUCUUACAGACCAUCAAGUCAGUACACACUCGCUCACAGACCUCCCAGCACACCUUCAGUGAUGUGAUGAACACUUCACAAGCACACAGUUCUCCAAAAACACACUCAUUCUCUUGUUCCCAUUUUCUUUCAAAUGUAAUACUAAGUCUCAAGUAGUACACGCACACAAUUCCUCUCCCCCAGACUUUUCAGGGCUUGUUUCUGUCUUGGCUCAAUUUGCCAGUUCUCAAAUUGAAUUUGUGUUUGUUGAGUCACUCUAAGUAACUUUGUCAGUGGAAUAUUUGGAACAUGGUAGAAUUCAGCUGUAUUUAAAAGUGCAGAGGGAGGAAUGAGAGUGUAAGAGGUUCUAGAAAGGAGGUCCUUAGUCCAACUGCUGUUGGACUAAGGAGUGUGAGAGGUGAGAUGGUUCAAGAUGUCUGACUGCUGUUGGACUAAGGAGUGAGUGAGAGAGGUGAGAUGGUUCAAGAUGUCUGACUGCUGUUGGACUAAGGAGUGAGAGGUGAGAUGGUUCAAGAUGUCUGACUGCUGUUGGACUAAGGAGUGAGAGGUGAGAUGGUUCAAGAUGUCUGACUGCUGUUGGACUAAGGAGUGAGAGGUGAGAUGGUUCAAGAUGUCUGACUGCUGUUGGACUAAGGAGUGAGAGGUGAGAUGGUUCAAGAUGUCUGACUGCUGUUGGACUAAGGAGUGAGAGGUGAGAUGGUUCAAGAUGUCUGACUGCUGUUGGACUAAGGAGUGAGAGGUGAGAUGGUUCAAGAUGUCUGACUGCUGUUGGACUAAGGAGUGAGAGGUGAGAUGGUUCAAGAUGUCUGACUGCUGUUGGACUAAGGAGUGAGAGGUGAGAUGGUUCAAGAUGUCUGACUGCUGUUGGACUAAGGAGUGAGAGGUGAGAUGGUUCAAGAUGUCUGACUGCUGUUGGACUAAGGAGUGAGAGGUGAGAUGGUUCAAGAUGUCUGACUGCUGUUGGACUAAGGAGUGAGAGAGGUGAGAUGGUUCAAGAUGUCUGACUGCUGUUGGACUAAGGAGUGAGAGGUGAGAUGGUUCAAGAUGUCUGACUGCUGUUGGACUAAGGAGUGUGAGAGGUGAGAUGGUUCAAGAUGUCUGACUGCUGUUGGACUAAGGAGUGAGAGGUGAGAUGGUUCAAGAUGUCUGACUGCUGUUGGACUAAGGAGUGUGAGAGGUGAGAUGGUUCAAGAUGUCUGACUGCUGUUGGACUAAGGAGUGUGAGAGGUGAGAUGGUUCAAGAUGUCUGACUGCUGUUGGAGUCAUUGUCCACAGACGGGGACUAAAAUGAACACCUGCCAAAUGCGGGUAGAUGUUAAUUUCACCAGCCACGGUGGACUAAAGAACUAAGAAUCCUAUAUAGCCUAUUCCAGCUGGUGCUGAAACUGCCAGGCUGGGGCUGUCUGCAUGUGAAGAACUGAGUGAAAGAUUCAGCCAUAGAAGUUGGUCUAAUUUACUUGAAACUGAAAUGUAAAAUGUAAUUACUGAAUAAUUACUGAAAUGUAAUGAAAUAAUAUACUACAUUACUUCUUACUAGUAAUACAUGUAUUGUGUUUUAAAAUCUACCUGCCACAUUGGCUGGUGGACCAAAAGUAAUUGUUAUGCUCUGUCCACAGAGAUAUCGCCAGCGCCAUCAAGGAACUGCUGGACACUGUCAACACUGUCUUCCGUAAAUACCAGUACCAGAACCGACGGGCACUGGAACACCAAAAGAAAGAGUUUGUGAAAUACUCCAAGAGCUUCAGCGACACACUUAAAACCUACUUCAAAGAUGGAAAGGCGAUAAACGUGUUCGUCAGCGCCAACAGGCUCAUCCACCAAACCAACCUAAUACUGCAGACCUUCAAGACCGUGACAUAGACUGGGGUUAACCACACCAACCCAGGCUUUUAUCAGAGGACCGGAAACCCUUUACGUGUACAAUGUUCAGAUUCUGCUUUUGGGACUGUGUCAUUUCCUGUGUCUUGCUUCAUGGGGGGGGUCAUUUAGAGUUACAGGUGGUCAGACUAUAAUUGCCAGAGGUUUUUUUUAUUUUUAAUAAUUAAUACUGUUGUAUUUUUUUUUGUUUUUGUUGUCCUCCACGAUCAUGCUAUCGCCCCAGAGUAUCUGAUGUCAAUACUCCUCUUUCUCCCCCCUCUUUCUUGCACUUUCUCUCUCACUCUGUCCAUGUGAAAGCCAAAACACCGGGCCUUAAUGUGGCCGUUGAUUCCUAAAACAGAGUAACUACAGAGACUCUUGUUUUUCCUCACAUUCUAACUUGAACAAUGAGACAUGAUGGUGUAUAUUUAACGGAUAUUUGGUUGCUAAAUGUUCAAAUAAAAAGUUUAAACAUU